This is a messenger RNA of Podarcis muralis (Common wall lizard), 1050 nucleotides long. RefSeq names its product translocase of outer mitochondrial membrane 22 (gene TOMM22). The record is from RefSeq and is a predicted model, not a curated record. NCBI's taxonomy places the organism in Eukaryota, Metazoa, Chordata, Lepidosauria, Squamata, Lacertidae. Gene Ontology annotation, biological process: intracellular protein transport. Gene Ontology annotation, cellular component: mitochondrial outer membrane.
CGCUCUCUGCGCUGCCGGCAGCCUGCCUUCGUCGUUGCCUGCCCUCCCCUCGUUGCAGUCAUGGCCGCCGCGAUGCCCCUUUCCCCGGAGGACCUGCUGCUGCCCAAGUCCACGGCGGGCAAGGCCGAAGAGCUGGAGGAGGAGGUGGAGGACGACGACGACGAGCUGGACGAGACGCUGGCAGAGAGGCUCUGGGGCUUGACAGAGAUGUUCCCGGAAAGCGUCCGAUCGGCAGCUGGAGCUACCUUCGGCGUGUCUCUUUCUGUAGCCCAGAAAAUGUACAGAUUCUCCAGGGCAGCUUUGUGGAUUGGGACCACUUCCUUCAUGAUCCUAGUUCUUCCUGUUGUUUUUGAAACUGAGAAACUGCAAAUGGAGCAGCAACAGCAGAUGCAACAGCGACAGAUUUUAUUAGGACCAAACACAGGAUUGUCUGGAGGGAUGCCAGGUGCUCUGCCGUCUCUUCCUGGAAAGAUUUAAUGAAGCUACACUGGACCCAUAUCGUGGAAUGAAAUAUUGAAAUCAUUUGUUUGAACUGUUUGAUUAGGCCAGCGUUUUUUUCUCAUAACCUUGGGAUAUUAACUAUUCUUAAUGAAGGCAGAACCCCUAUCUGGAUCUCCUGCAAUCUUUAGGCAGUCAUGACUUUUCCAUCUAUUCAAGCAACAUUAUAGGUAACAAUGAAGACUUUGGAAGCAUCUGUUUUGGUAGCCUUACCUCCAGGAAACCACCUCAGGACAUGUCAUAUUUGGUCAACUUUAACCUGUAAUUGUCAGUGUAAAUAGCCCUGCGUUCUUCUCCAACUGUAUUUCAGAGCAGUAACAGCAAGAAAUGGAGUAAAUAUGCCAGAAUGUGCAGCAUAUAGAAGAACCUAGAAUGCACUUGACUCUAUGCAGUGAGCUCUUACUUGAAGAAAGAUACUUGCUCUACAAUGUUACAUAUUUGAAAAAUAAGGGAAGCAGGAAAAGUCAUUUUUGCCAAGUCUUAUCUGUGCUGAAUCUAUUAGUAUCAAAGUUAGCUAGAGCACUUUUGUAUUAAAGUUUCAGUGCAAACAUG